AUUCCGCACAAGUGUCGUCAAUGACGUUUGUCAGUUUGAGAGGGCCCACAAUAAAAAUACAUAUUACGAAUUUUUAAAAGUAAAUUUUUGGUGUUUUUAUUGCAAUGAAAUGUCGUUCCGUGGAAGAGUAUUAGGAUUUGUGGAAGUGGUUUUGAGAGUGCCCCCGUUGUUUGUGAUUGACGAGAUACUUAGAGUUGGACUUCUUGGCAUAGUGGAGCUGUCAGAUCAGGAUUUGCAGCAAAGUGAAGAAUUAUUAGCAUCUAAGCAACAAUACAAAUACAAUAAUGUUACGACGACGGGGACCAGCGAGACCUUCGAUCCCUUGGUCUACAGGUUUAUCCUCAUGUCUUUUAUCAGGCUGAUAAUAAGUACAAUAGGUUGUGCGACAGCAUUAUGCCUCUUCAUACUCAGCACGAAACACCUGAUGGUGGUCUACAUGUAUCUCAUGUCCGUUGGAUUGGUAUUCGUCUCAUACUGGACCAACGUCAACACCGUCAACACAGUGCUGAAUCUGGAGACCUUCGGAAACGGAACGCUCAACGUCAUCAACGUGGUGUCACUGAGUUUGGAGCAACUAUUCCAGCACAAAGAUUACUUCUACAACAUCGUUCAAAAUUAUUUCAUUCAAAUUUUGUUGUCUAUUAUAUUUACUAAUAUCCAUCUUGGUCCCAGGAAUCCACUAUUGCAGAAAGUAUUACCGAUAGCGUUUCUGGUGCCUUCUGUUCUGGUUAUUUUGCCUACACCUCCGGUACUUCUAUCCCACAUACCGAUGGUAGCUGCACUGAUACCUCUAGCUCUAGUUAAAUUCGUACUGUGUACCUCUCUUCUACAAAUCAUCCAUUCCAUAUACUCGGGCUACCUGCAGGCGAAGAAUUUCGUGUCCAAUUUCGGCAUGUCUGCACUCGUCGAAUCAGAAUGGUUAAGACUGAAUGUACCAGAAGUACUGAGAACUUUCUGGAUGCUGCGAGUAUUAGAGAACGCCGCAAUUUUCUAUCUAUCAGGAUAUUGGGACAUAGAUGAUGGGCACUCUCCGUAUUUCAGACUCAUGAAGUACUUGAUGGUGACAGGCUGCGAUACGUUGACAGCGGUACUCGGCAUCACUAGCGUAGUAUCUUGUAUGUGCAAUUUCAUCGGAAAAUUCUUCCAAUGGGUGUUGUUAACUGACGAUGAAAACGACAAAAAUUUCGGUACCGUUUCAGCUAUAGUAUUCUACAUACUAGCCCUGCAGACCGGACUAACAGGACUUGAACCUGAAGUACGAUUCGUACGAUUAUGCAGAAACUUUUGUUUAUUAUUCACAGCACUCUUGCACUUCACUCACAAUGUUGUAAAUCCUCUGUUGAUGAGUUUAAGCGCCUCGCACAAUCCUUCUUUGAAAAAACACUUGCAUGCUCUUCUGGUAUGUCUAGUGCUGGUCAUUUUACCGAUAUUGCUCAUGUACUACUUGUGGAAGACUCAAGAAACUUCCACGUGGCUAUUAGCAGUCACGGCUUUUAGUAUAGAAGUGAUAGUUAAAGUAUUCGUAUCGUUAGCUAUUUAUUCACUAUUUCUUCUUGACGCUAGAAGAGAAACGUUCUGGGAAAAGCUUGACGACUACAUUUAUUACAUACGAGCAUUUGGCAAUACCAUAGAGUUCUGUUUCGGCAUAUUUUUGUUCUUUAACGGAGCGUGGAUCUUGCUAUUUGAGAGCGGCAGUGCCAUCAGAGCCGCCAUGAUGUGCAUCCACGCCUAUUUCAACAUCUGGUGCGACGCCAAAGCGGGCUGGUCCGUCUUCAUCAAGCGAAGAACAGCUGUCAAUAAAAUAGAGUCUCUGCCGGAAGCCAACAGGGAGCAAUUGCGCCUAUUGGACGACGUGUGCGCCAUAUGCUACCAAGAGAUGCAGAGCGCCAAAAUCACUAAAUGCAGGCACUUCUUCCACGGUGUCUGCCUCAGGAAGUGGCUCUACGUCCAAGACAGAUGCCCCCUCUGUCACGAGAUCCUUCACGGCAUCGAAUCGGACGAGAGGAAAGAGACGAACCAACAAGCGGUCAACGCCAACGUGGCCGAAGAACACAACUACGAUAGGUGAUAGGAUUUAGACAAUGUGAUAUAGGUUAAUUUUAUGAAAUGAGCUUGGAGGGUACAGGACUGUAAUUGUCACCACGAACCACGUUUUUAUUGGCUGUUAAUUGACUUUGAGAAAAGAUAUUUAUUUCCUGAUAAGAAGAUAUACGAUAUACAUGUAAAUUUUUAUCAGUAAAGUUGGCAGUUUCGGUACAGGUUUGUACAGAUUAAGUUUACUACCUUUAUAUGAAUAGAUACCUUUUAUUUCCUC
This is a messenger RNA of Diabrotica balteata, 2314 nucleotides long. The record is from the annotation of a GenBank genome assembly. NCBI's taxonomy places the organism in Eukaryota, Metazoa, Arthropoda, Insecta, Coleoptera, Chrysomelidae.